AUGUCACAGAGAGAUCCCCAACUGGAGUAUUAUCAAGAGAGAUUCAUGCAUGAUCAAGUUGAAAAGGAGGAGAUUAGGAAGACUUUGCGAAUGCUGGUAGAGGAGAACAGGCAGUUGAAGAAUAGACUAGAAGGUUUAGAGACCAGAAGUCGAGAAGAAGAAGAUCAGAAAUUUUCCACUCCAGAGGAAGAGUGGAAGUCGUCGCAAAGAAUGAAGCAGGUUGCCAGUGACUUGGAGGAGGCUGCCAAGAAGAAGGAGGCUGCUGAGACCCCCAAGGAGACACACAAACCCCAAGCAAGAACAAAGGAGGCCGCAGAACCCCCAGAGGAGGCUGCAGACCCCCCAAAGCAAGCAGAGGACACCCCAAGAGGAGAGGCAAAUGAGGCAGGACAGCAGCACUCAGAAAAGCCGAAGGGGCGAGAGGGCACAUCAAGCCGAGAAGAGUCUUUCACAGAAAAGACCAUGCAGUUUAUGAUGACGAUGAUGGAGACCAUGAAAGAGAUGCAAGGGAAAGUCAAUGAUGGCAAAGAGGAGACAGGGAUGAUCAGGGGCGUGGAGGUGGUUCGCAGUGGAGUUCAAGACCUUCCUGCGUUGCCUCCAUGGACUCCCAAUCUCGGACCCCUCCAACUAGGAGACUGGAUGCUCCUGGUUCAGCCGGUGAUAGCGGAUCUUUCCCUGUCAUCUGAGGAAUGGUGGUCAAAGAUGACCAAUCAAUCAGAGUCGUGGUAUCAGCAUCAUCUUUCGCUGGGACCACUGGAUCGACUUCAACACCUACCAGAUCCACCGAAGAUGCUGCAGGAAGAGAGAUGGCAAAGAUUGGAGCGCAGAGUGUCAACAAUGAUACUCCAGGCAUUGCCAGAAGCAGUGCGAGAGGAGCUGGUCUCAGCAAGGCGAUUGUCGGUGUUUGGUAUACUGACACAUCUCCUACUGACAUAUUGUCCAGGAGGAGUGCAAGAAAAACAGACUCUCCUCCGCAAUCUUGAAGACCCUAGCGAAAUACAGAGCAUGGCAGAAGCACCAGCAGCAUUGCGGAGGUGGAUGAGGUGGAGGAAACGCACACAAGAAAUCGGAGCAGUCUCUCCGGACCCAACAAUCUUGCUGAAAGGAUUGAACAAGAUGACGAAGAAGCUACUUGAAGGACAUAGAGAAUUACAAUUUCGCAUCUCCUUGAUCAGGUCAAGCCUUCUGGUCGACACGGCCCCCUCAGAGGUGAACAUAGGCCAAUUGGCCACCCACAUCCUUUCUGAGGUUGAUCAACUAGCACACAUCGACAAGAAGGGAGCACAAGCAGGCCAAAAAGGAGAUCAGGCAAAGAUCAAGACAAUGGAAGUAGAUGAAGGAGACAAAGGAAAAGGAAAGGGCAAGGAGGCCCAAGAAGAAGCAAAAGGAAAGGCUCGAUGUAAGUUUUAUUUGAGCGAAGCCGGAUGUAGAAGAGGCAAGGAGUGCAGCUGGCCACAUGAAGGUAGUGAUGGGAAGCGCCGAUGCUACAUCUGUGGCUCCACAGAGCACCUCGCCCCAAGCUGCACCCGACCUCGAGUUCCCAACGAUGGAAGCCCAAGAAAGCAGAAGAGUGCCAAAGCCGAGGGGGAGGAGCCAAGUCCCCAAUUGAAGGAAGAAUCUCCAAGCAAGCGAUCUCCAGCAGAGCAGUCAAUACGGGAUCGCAAGGGAUCUCCAGCAGAGCAGUCAAUGCGGGAUCACAAUGGAUCUCCAGCAGAGCAGUCAAUGCGGGAUCUCUUGGAGGAAGCCAACAAGAUGCUAAAGUCUCUCACCACGACGUCAAGUGCUUCUUCGGAAGCGUCAAAGGAAGAGGAUACAAAAGAGGAGAUCAUGCAAAGGCUACAGCAGCAGCUCAAUGCCAUCAAGCUCAAGAAGUUCCAGUUGAAGAGGAUGUCAAGAGGAUGGAAGAUGGGCCUCAUUGACUCUGGGGCCACACAUCCCCUCAGGCCUCCUCGACCAAAUGAAGACGUGGGGAGCUACCGCAAGGUGACAGUUUCCUUAGCGGACGGAACAGAAGCAAAGCUCCCAAUGACAUCAUCAGGUGUCAUGAUUGGCUUGGAUGAUGAUGUGGAGCCUAUCGUCCCUAUGGGACUCCUCACAGGGAAGCUAGGAUGUGAGAUCACAUGGCGGGGCACCGAGGUUCAAUUGAGUCACCCCAAGAAGGGCAACAUCAAGGUUCACCACAUCAACGGAUGUCCCCAGAUUUCCAGAAGGGAUGCCUUAGACCUGAUCCAAGAGCUCGAAGAAAAAGGAGCUGAGAUCGGAUCAACGGCCGCUGACUUCCAAGAAGAAUGGAGGUGGAUGCUGAAGCUCAUCGACCAGCAUCCGAUCUUCUCUGGGCUACCCCAAUGGCUGAAGCAGGAGUUGCCAGUGGAGCCAGGAGAAUGGUCAGACCUCCCUACAAACAGGAGACAAAGGAAGAAGAUGAAGAGAGAUGGGUUCAUUGCCCACAUCUAUGCAGGCCCAAAAGAAGGGUUCACGCUCCAACAAGCCUGGAAGCAAAUUGGAGGAAGAGAGGAUGCCCUGCUUGAGAUUGACAUCUGUCGUGGGGCGGGUCACGACAUGUUGAGGAGUCGUGGUCCAUAUAGUGGCCUGAUAAGAGCAGCCCUGGAGGGUAAGUUGAACGCCAUCGUGUCCGCACCCAAUUGCAGAACCAGAAGCAUUCUGCGACACAUCCCAAUCCCUGGAGAUGCAUCAGCACCAAGGCCAAUAAGACGUUGGGGAGGAGAGGAAUAUGGCAUCAAGGACAUCACUGAAGCAGAGAAGAAGAUGCUCCAGGCCGACGACAUCUUGAUGUGGAGGGUGAUUUUCCUCUACGUCGUUGCCUCCUCAAUGGCAAAGGCAAGAAGAUUGCCGGAGGUUUUGUUCACAAUGGAACAGCCAGCAUCUCCAAGGGCAUACAACUCUGAUGUGGUGAGUUGGUGGCAGAUAGCAUCUCCAAGGGCAUACAACUCUGAUGUGGUGAGUUGGUGGGAUACGAAGGAAUGGAAAAAGGUGAAGGAAGCCUUCAGAUUUCAAGAAGAAACUCUGGAACAAGGCAGAAUGGGAGGACCCACCACAAAGCCAACAACGUUUGGAGGCUCUCUGAAGUUGCCCAGUGAAGAUUUUAUGGAGAGGAGAAAGGGAGGAAUGGUGAAGAUCCAAAACUCCAAAGAACUCUCUCGCUGGGCACCCGGAGUCAUGAACAUGGUGGCGAGUGCCCUGAUGACCCAAGUCCACAAGACGGACAUCAAGAUGAAGGAGGUUACAUGGGCUGAACACAUUGCCUUCAACCAUGUCCCAUUUAGAAGGGACUGUCGGGUCUGCCAGGAGUCAGCCCAACAGUGCAGCCCACACAAGAAGGUGAAAUACCCACAGGCAGGUGUGCUCUCGUUGGACACGGCGGGUCCAAUGAUCCCAGCAUACGAUCAAGGAGGAUACCAGGCAAGAUACUUCUUGGUUGGCGUGUUGACCUGGCGAGUUCCCAGGGGCACCACCAAGUUGGAUCAGCCGGAAGAUGAAGCUAUGGCAGGAGAUGAGCCAAAGAUUGAAGAUAAAGAAGACCAGGAAGCACCAGCCUUAGAAGAUCAGGAAGAAGGAGAUAGAGCAGAAGAAGAAGAUGAGGUUCCUGUGCCCCCCGGUGAGGACGGAUCGGACCAAAGGGGUCUGGCCCAGCUCCCGGAGGAAGCUGAGGAUGGCGCACGGAACCUCAUAGAAGAGACAGAGAUGAAGACAUUUCGGCUGGCACUUCCAAUGGUCACCAAAACAUCAAGAGAGGUGACAGCCACAACGAUGGAAAUGUGGCUAGAGCUCAAGGCUGAUGGGUAUCAUGUGGGCCACAUACACAGUGACAGGGGCCACGAGUUUCAAGGCCAUUUCAAGCAGUGGGCCAGGGUCAGAGGCAUCCAUCUCACAAGAACAUCUGGGGAUGAUCCAAGAGGAAAUGGUAGGGCGGAAGUCUGUGUGAAGGCCAUCAAAGAUCAGGUCAGAAGGACCCUACGACAAGCAGGUCGAGACUCCUCUAUGUGGCCAUGGGCACUCCGGUAUGUGAAUGAGAUCAACCGAUGUGUCCGACUUGGCGUUAAGCCAUGGUGGCCCAGGUUCCUACAAGAGGUCAGAGUCAGGAAAAGAACAUGGAGAAAGAAAGAUUUUGAAGUGGGCUGGGAAAAGGUCUUAUACCUUCUUCCAUCAGCGGAAGACCAUGGUCACUGGGUGAUGAAGGAAGGUGAAGUGCCACGAGUCACCAAGUGCAUCAUGAGGCCAACUUUGGAGCCUGAGGACGAACAGACCUGGAUCGCCCUCGAGAAUGAUGCGGAGGAUGCAUGGACAGUGCGAAGAAGGCUGAGAGAGAAGUCAGCCGUGAGAAGAAUGGAUGUCAGCAUGCGGCCCCAACCGGAUGAAGAGGAAGAAGAGGAGAAGCACAAGCAGCAAAAAGAAAGGAUCCAGCAGAUCCUAAAAGAAGAAGCACAGCACCUUAUUGAAGACGAUCCAGAGAUCGCAAACGAUGAGAUCAAGAUCAUCCACAAGCUCAAGAAGAUGAUGCAGAAUCCCUCAGGCCAAGAAGAGGUUCUGCAAACGAAGAUCAUUUCCCCAAAGGAAGUGGCAAGAGAUUGGGAGAAAUGGUUAGAAGCUGUGGAUGCUGAGGUCAACUCACUGACGCGAGAGAAGGAAGCACUGAAGAAGCUGACCCCAGAAGAACAUCAAGAGAUCAAAAGAAAGGCAGAAGAGGAAGGUCGAAAAAUAGAAUACCUUCCCACCAAGGUUGUCUUCACCGUGAAGCCCAUCCCUGGAGCAUUCAAACGCAAAGUGAGGUGGGUCGUGUGUGGAAACCUGGAACCAAAGAAGGAAGGUGAACAGACAUACAGCGGAGGAGCAGACGCCACAGCACUCAGAGUGCUCAUUUGGGCAUCUGCGAAAUACGGAUGGAAGGGAUGCAGUUUAUGGCUUCAGAAGAUCACCCCGUCUUUGGGGUAA
Messenger RNA from Cladocopium goreaui, 4950 nucleotides. The record is from the annotation of a GenBank genome assembly. Lineage: Eukaryota; Dinophyceae; Suessiales; Symbiodiniaceae.